UAUUCUGCCCAAUUUACAUGAUGUUCAAUGGUGAAUUGAAUGGAGGAAAUGCAAGAGGAAGACAACAUCCUCAAAGUGACAGUAAGCUACAAAGAAGCAAAUGAUGGGACAGAUGUAAUCGAUGGAAGUGGGAUAUCCUUCAAACGCCAGAAGAGGGGCGUCAGAGUCAGUGGAAAAUUCAUGCCACCCCUGGACUGGGAGAGAGUUGAGAGGAAGUACACAUCCAGGUCAACAGGUCAUUCCUAUCUUCCCAGAACAGAUCUGUCAUCAGUCUCAGGGGUGCAACUUUACAAACCAAUGACAGAUGAGCAAUGUGAGGACAGAAAAUAUAUUCAAUAUGGUGGUGACAGUCAAAAACAAGAAGAAAACAGCACAGAAGACUGGGAAACCAACAAUGAGGAUAAAGCUCAAAGCAUAUCUGUUUCAAAAGUUGGGAUUUCGAAAGAAACAAUGGAUGAACUGAAAGCCGUUCUUAAAGAGAGUCCCUUAAUUACCAGCCAGCAAAAAGUGAAUAAUAUAACUAGUUGUUCUACCUCUGAUUUGAAUGUACAGAGUCCUGAGGAGAAACCUAGAGAUGAAGAGGGUAAAUCCUCCACCAUCUUAAAAGCACAAACUAGCAGCCCCAGAGAGCUGACAGCACAGGUACCACGCAAGAAAGUUGCUGGAGAUGAGAUGCCAAAACAGUUGGUGGCUACUUCCAAUAUCCAAAAAUCAGAGAACAUCAAACCAAUCGUUUUGAAGGCAAUGGAGUUACCCAGCCACACUGACAGUGGGUUAGACUCAAAGCAUGAUCCAAGUUCAAAUGUUAAAGUUAACAUGAGAGACCUGCCUAUGCUUAACAGUGUAACUCCCUCACAAACAAGCACCACUAUUGAGCAAGCGAAGCAACAGAUCACAAGGGAAGACAUACGAUUUAUCCGUUUUGAAGCAAGUGACUUUCAUGGAAUUUCAAGAUCGAAAACGAUUCCAUCUCGUUUUUUUCAGGAGAAAGUGUUUCAUGGUGUGCCUCUCCCGAGAGGUUAUCUGGAAGUAGCUUUGGACCCGAAGGAAAAUGGAAUGAAUCAUCCCAAUUUCAACAGUGACAUACUCUUAAUGCCCGACAUCUCAACCUUCAGAAUCCUGCCUUGGGCUGACAAAACUGCAAGGAUCAUUUGUGAUGCUUGCUCAAUAACAGGAGGUCCUCUUCUGACAUCCCCCAGACAGAUAGCAAAGCUUCAAUUGAACCAGCUCCGGGCAUAUGGCUUCACCUUGUACUCAUCGUUCACAUAUGAGUUUUGGCUUUAUAGUUUCACUCAGAUAUUAAACACACCAGCGUCUUUUCCUGCUGCGACUCUCCUGAAUAACCAUGACCAGAACUUUGUGCAGGAGUUAUUCAAUGAUAUGUAUGGUGCCGGGGUUGAUAUUGAAAGCUUCUCCUCUUCCUCGGGGCCUGGCCAAAUGGAGGUCUCUCUCCGAGCUGAAUUUGGAAUGAGUGCAGUGGACAAUGCUUUCACGUUCAGGACUGGAGUCAAAGAGCUAGCAAGGAAACAUAAUAAUGCUGCCAGCUUCUUCACACCCUCCGGUUUUGGCAACUCAGGCACAUUUUCCCACAGUCUGUGGGAUGCCAAUGGAAGGCAGAAUCUCUUCUCUGAUUCAACGGCAGCGCAAGAGCUGUCUGGCAUUGGGAAGCGAUGGCAAGCUGGCCUGGCACAACAUGCUGCUGCCCUCAGCUGUCUAGUGGCACCUGGCCCCUGUUGUCGCCAACGCUACAGCGCAGGGAAGCAUGAAGGGGUCGUUGACGUGACCUGUGGCUCCAAUGACAACAGCUGUGCCAUUAACACCAAGUUCCAUGGUGGUGGGGGCGCCCGUCUUGAAAACCGCCUGGCAUCAGCCAUGGCAAACCCGUACAUCGUCCUUGCUGCCACUGUGGCUGCAGGCCUUGAUGGCCUCAGGAGGGGUUCCUCUGAAAGCUCAACACAAGGUGCGCCCAUUCUUCACCCACUGAAACCCUGCAGCAUUCCUGUUCGGUUGGAGGAUGCACUCAUUGAACUGGAACAUGACUACUGUAUUCGGAGAGCACUGGGUGAACCUUUCAUCCAACAUUUCAUUGCUGUUAAACGGUUUGAAUUGAAAACACAGGCAUUAGAUGGUGAAGAUGAAAAGUACCUAGAAUACUUCAUCUAGUAAAAUGGCCAUAAAUGCAUAUUAAAAAUCAUGUGCAGAAUACCAUACAUCACACCAUAUACAGCACACAGUAUAGCAUCUGUAAAGUACAACAUAUACAAGAUAUCACACAUAUAAUACCAUAUAGCAUAUAAUUGACAUUGCAUACUGAAAAAAAGAUAAGAUAUAUAUAAAAACAAUAUAUCGUUCAUAGUAUACUAUAUACAAAAUGCUAUGCAUUUCAUAUCACAGUGAUUAUAUAAAAAUGUAUUAUAUUUGAUUGAUUAUACCAUGUAGCAUUCAUAACUUGUACAACAUAUAAUAACUAAUCUAUUACAUGCUAGAUAGACAAUUCAUCUUAAUAACAAGUUUCGGAAUUCUCAAUUCACAAAUUCAGUCCUUAUUCUUUAAGUUGGUGUCCACUGGCACUGGUGGGGGUAAAUCCUGAUGUUAGAAGUGCUUACACCAUUUGAUUUAAUGUUGAGUAAUCUGGGUAGUUAGCCUGAUCCUUGGGAAGGAAAUCAUUUUCUUUUGUAUCCUCCUCCAGUUUUAUUGUGGAUGCAUAAAAUUGUGGAUACCUAUAUAGUGCAUCAGAAUUUUGUAUGAUGUGACUUUUUAAAUGGAGUUUGAUCAGUUAGGAAAUUGGGAAGAUUUGGUUUUAUAUUUUUCUUUCUAACUUACCUCUAAAUGAUUUCUAAUUGAAAUGGGACUUUUCUUGCUUUCAUACCAGGAGUUAUAUGAGAAAUAAUGGCCCAUACCUUCUCCCAGGCAUUAAGUUUAAUUAAACUGUUCUCAAGAGAAUACAAAUGAGCACGACUGCCAGAAAGCAGGAAUAGAUUCCUCAUUUAACAGUGUCUCUGAGUCUUGCCACCUUCCUAAAAUGGCCAAAUGAGAUUAGCAAUGUGUACGAUUUGUUGCAUUUUUUAAUGGAUAAGACAAGUCCUGAGGCAUUUCUGUAUCUUUGUAUUGGUAAGCAUUGGACCAACAUUAAAUCUUGGUGUUGGUCACAGGAAAGACAGGUGAGGCUUUGAGAUACCAUAUUGUGAAGUAUUAGCAAAAGUGAAUUGCACAGAGGAUCCUUCAACGUUAUUGAAUAGGCACAGAAAUCUUUCCAGUUAUCAUCAGAGCAAGAGUGCACUGGAAAGUAUAGGGAGAUAGCUAAAUAUCCCAAGCAGCUGACCUAUUUUGUAUGUUCAUUCUUGGGACAUGGGCAUCAUUGGGACUUAUUGUCGAUCUGUGGUUGCCCUGAGAGGCAAUUGGACCACAGAGUAGCUUGCUUGCAAUGUUCCAUUAAAGUUCUUUUCUGGAGUAUGCGGGUGAUUUAUUUAAAUGCACAGCCUCCAUAAUCUUUUUUGUGUGGUAACUUAAAGGAGCAGCAUUUUGCAUGGCCUUUGCAGUAAUUGGCUGUUUGACUGACAGGAACAAGGAAUGUUGCUUGCUUGCCCACUCCAGAAGGCCGGCAACAGUCAACAAUAUUGAUGUGGAACUGGAGUCAAAAGUAUGCCCAAGCUAGGCAAGGUCAGCAUAUCUCCUUCUUUGAAGGGUGUGAACCUGUUUGGUGGAUAUAUAGUCAUUUAACUCUUUAUUUAAAGAUUAUUUGUUUAAACUUGAAAUAUAAUUCUUGUGCUGCUGUAGCAAGAUUUGAACUAACUGGAUUGGCUUUUCCAAGUUGGGUUGUGAUGCUGACAUCAGCCUCCAUUCUAGAUCAGCAACCUGGAAGUGGCUCAUUGGUCUGGAUUUUCCUGAAGAUGUCCAUUUAAGAAGCCAGUUCCAGGAACUUGGUCAGUUAAGGACAGUGGGUUGAUAAAGGAAGGGAGAGGCCUGAAAAAAGGAAUACAGCCAUGUCUAGCUAACAAUAGUCAAGAGGUGCUGCUGAGGCAGGCAAGUGAGGUCGAGUAGCACGAAUACAAAUUACAUUCUCUGAUACCUUCAGCAAAGGUUAUAUUGAAGAGGCCUACAGUAGGCUGGGGGUAUUUGGGGUGGGUGGGCAAAGAGUCAGGGGAUCCCUAGAGCAGAAGCCUUUUGGAUUGGCUACAUCUCUAUUAAAGGACGGAGGUUCCGACUUCCCUGGAAUCUCCCUCUGCUACCUCUAGGGAAUAGCAUGCAUGUCAGAAUGGAUAUGGGUGGUAUUGUGCUGAUGGAGAAAAUGCAUCAUGGAGUGUUCUCAAUGUGAUUUAGCUGGCUGCCUCUAGGGCUGUUUCCACUGAUGAAGGUGAACAUAGCCCAUUGUCUGUAAAAUAAAUACAAGUAAUAGUUCUGUCAAAGCAUCACAACACAGCGGCCUGGAUAUCAUAGAACACCACUUCAUGGUGAAGAUUAGAUUAAGAAGGUAGGUUUUGAUUUGAAGGGUAUAGCCCUAGUUGAUAAAGCUGUUCAAAAAUAGCACAUGCCAUGCUGGAAUUUAUGAAGAGAGACAUUGGGUACACAAGCGAGAGAACCCACUAAACUUUCUAUUAGGUUAGACCACAAUACGGGUUAAAAUUAUGUUCAGUUCUAGGCCCAGUCUUUAGAAAGCAUGUCAAGGCCUUUGAAAAAGUGCAGAUGGGAUUUCACAAAAAAAAGGGACUUGGAAUUAUGGACUUCAGAUGGGUGGAGGGCUGGAGAAACUGGGAUUGUUCUCCUCAGAAAAGAGAGGGUGAGGGAAGGGAUAAUAUGUUCAAAAUCAUGUGGGGUUUUGAUAUGUUGGCAGGAGGAUUAGUAAAGGGAGUACAGAGGUUUAAGAUAAAGAACUUGAGGGGCAAUUAAACUGUCUUUUUUUAAUGCAGUGAAGUUUUUGAUCUGGAAGGCAGUGUCUAACAGAAUGGCAGAAGCAGGUUCAAUAGUAACUUUCGAAAAGGACUUGGACAAAGACUCGAAGAGCAGCGCUAUGGGAAAAGUGCAGGAGUGGUAAGAUUUAUUGAAUAGCUCUUUACCAUUUACAAGCAAUCAAACAACGCCAAAGAGAAAUAAGGAUGGUUCUCUGCCUUCUCCAAGACAUCAGUUACCACAUAGAGCCUGAACUGAAAACAUUUAUUCAAGUCGUCACUCCAGUUCCAGCCAAAGAGCAGAAGAAUAGGGACUGACGAUGCAUUUCAACCUUUAGUAAAACUACUGAAUUCUGUUUGAACUUUCUACAAUAUUGCAACUUUGAGCUGUUUUAAUUGUUCAGCCUUUGGUGAGAAUAAAAAAUGUUUAGCUUGAUUAACAUCUACACAGUUGAUGAUUGUUGUUCAAUAAAAUAUGAACAGACUACAAGAUGCAUUAAAAAGGAUACAGUUUUGUUCUGC
Chiloscyllium plagiosum (whitespotted bambooshark) is the source of this 5408-nucleotide messenger RNA. It is a transcript of the gene lgsn, whose product is annotated as lengsin, lens protein with glutamine synthetase domain. Gene Ontology annotation, molecular function: glutamine synthetase activity. Gene Ontology annotation, cellular component: membrane; cytoplasm. Lineage: Eukaryota; Metazoa; Chordata; Chondrichthyes; Orectolobiformes; Hemiscylliidae. The record is from RefSeq and is a predicted model, not a curated record.